Molecule: messenger RNA, 2390 nt
Organism: Lotus japonicus
Lineage: Eukaryota; Viridiplantae; Streptophyta; Magnoliopsida; Fabales; Fabaceae
Product: zinc finger CCCH domain-containing protein 58-like
Exons: 7
Coding region: 243-1712 (489 amino acids)
Molecular function (GO): mRNA binding; metal ion binding
Source: RefSeq, a predicted model, not a curated record
UAAAACAAAACAAAAAACGCUUUGAAACUGAAAAAGAAAGAGAGAGAAACUAGAGAGAGAAAGCUAGUGUGUGUGUAUGUAGAAGAAAAGAAACACAGACCCUGUGUGCGCGUGCGAGAGAGAAAGAGAGAGUGAAACCCCUGAAAAUCCCAACCCGUUUUCACACACUCUUGAUCGGAAUCUCCCAUUCUGCGUUUCCGAUUCGCUUCCAAACCCUCUUGCUCCCCGGUUUCGUCCGUACAAUGGACCGGUACGGCGGGUCGCAGUCGCAGUCUGAUCCGUCGCCGGAAUGGCCCCUCGCCGCCGGAGAAACCGCCCUCGAAGAGCCGGUGUGGCAACUGGGAUUGAGUGGUGGUGGUGAAUCGUACCCUCUCCGUCCCGAUGAGGCUGAUUGUAUCUACUAUCUGAGAACUGGUUAUUGUGGUUACGGCUCGCGGUGUCGGUUCAAUCAUCCCCGUGACCGUGGCGCGGUUAUUGGAGCUGCGAGGACUGGGGGGGAGUAUCCGGAAAGAGCAGGACAGCCUGUGUGUCAGUACUAUAUGAGGACGGGAUCAUGCAAAUUUGGUUCAUCUUGCAAGUACCACCAUCCUAGGCAGCCAUCAGGCACUACUACUCCUGUGUCACUAAAUUAUCAUGGAUAUCCAUUGCGAAUGGGUCAGAAAGAGUGUUCCUAUUAUGUGAAAACUGGACAAUGCAAGUUUGGUGCAACUUGUAAAUUCCAUCAUCCACAGCCUGCCGGUGGCCAAAUGCUAGCACCAUCGCCAGUUCCCUCUGUUUCACCGCUGCCUGUACCGGUGCCUUCACCAGUUUAUCAAACUGGACAGCCUCCAUCUGGUCCUUCAUCACAACAAUAUGGCGUACUGGUCGCAAGGCCACCUCUGCUCCCUGGCUCAUUUGUCCAGGGCCCCUAUGGGCCAAUGGUAUUGUCCCCUGCCAUGUACCCUCUCUCCAGCUGGGGUCCGUAUCAGGCUCCUGCAAGUCCUGUAGUUCCUUCCAGUAGUCCGUCUAAUGUUGGUUCAACACAGUUUAAUGUUGGUUCAACACAGUUUUAUGGGAUUACCCAUUUACCUUCACUAACAAGUGCCUAUGGUGGACCAUAUCAAACUACGGUUUCAUCAAUCGGUCCUUCAGGCAGUAGCCAGAAGGAGCACACAUUACCAGAAAGGCCUGACCAACCAGAAUGCCAUUAUUACAUGAAAACAGGGGAGUGUAAAUUUGGUCAAUCAUGUAGAUAUCAUCAUCCACCAGAUAUGGGUGCGUCAAAGGCAAAUGUUAACCUUAGUCCUGUGGGUCUUCCUUUGCGCCCGGGGGCACCACCUUGCACUCAUUAUACACAGCGUGGAAUUUGUAAGUUUGGUUCUGCGUGCAAAUUUGAUCAUCCGAUUGGAUCGCUGAGUUACAGCCCAUCUGCUUCUUCCCUGGCUGAUAUGCCGGUUGCACCCUAUCCUGUGGGUUCCUCAAUUGGUACUCUUGCCCCAUCAUCUUCUUCAUCAGAGUUGCGGCCUGAACUUGCCCCUGGAUCCAGCAAGGAGCCAGUUUCGUCCAGAAUGUCUUCAUCAAUGAGCACAUCUACUGGAUCAGUUGGCUUGACCUUGUCAACUGCUGGACCCAUUUCUCAAUCAAGCACUCUGCAAUCUGCUCCGAGUUCCAGUUCUUUAGCAACUACAACCAGUGCCACAUCAAGUAGCACUGUCUCUCAAAGUUCAAGCUAGCAAUGUGAAUGAAUUCCUCAUUAUUACUCCUUUUUAUCUCAAUUUUUGGAUCGGCCGUCAUUACUCAAGAAGGUUCGUUCUCAAAUAGGUUUUAUUUUUCAGUUAUCCCAUUUCCACAUUUUCAGGUCUAGCACACAUUGCACCAAUUAUCUUUGUGUUGAUAUAAUCUUUUCUUGGUCAUCCCUUUGAUAUUGAAUAAACCAUGGCCAACCUUGAGAAUUUUAGCAACCUAUACACGCCGCACCUUGCUUUUGAAUAACUUCGGAAAAAUCUGGAAGUCCAUUAUGCACAUGCCCGUCCACGUCUCCGUUUUUGCAGUUUGUUGCACUUAUUUAUGCUUCAAUCUUUUUUGAUUUGAGAAAUACUCUGUCCGGAGUUUCAUUGAUCAUCAUGUGUUAAUCUCUCUUCACCUGAACCAUUUUCUGUAUUUGGGGAUGAUAUUCAAGUUCUGCUUGGAAGAUCCUGUUUGCCACUGUUCCCCAAUCUAAGAUUUACAGUGAAGAGAUGUAAUCAGGAGACUACAAUGAGGCUUCACAUUGCUAUGUUUUAUUAUUUUAGAUACACGGUGAUGUUGUGACAAGUGAAAUGCUUGACUUGGUACUUAAAUUAUUACAGAAUACAUAUAUGAAGAAACACACUUAAAUUAACAUAUUUGAAUGUGUAAUGAUCUUUUCUUUC